Messenger RNA from Manihot esculenta (cassava), 5735 nucleotides. Its product is annotated as nuclear intron maturase 4, mitochondrial. Lineage: Eukaryota; Viridiplantae; Streptophyta; Magnoliopsida; Malpighiales; Euphorbiaceae. Gene Ontology annotation, biological process: mRNA processing. The transcript has 7 exons. The record is from RefSeq and is a predicted model, not a curated record. The coding region runs from base 286 to 2883 and encodes 865 amino acids.
AAAAUGCCUAAACUUGGCCAUAGUUUUAACUGUUAGACCUUUCUUGAAAUCCUUCUGAACAAUGCACAUUUCCCGUCUCUCGCUGAUCACGACCCAUCGAGCGCUACUGGCAGCAGACAAAGGGUCAAGGACGCCUUCUGUCCUACAAACUUUUCGCUGCUAUCUCACCCAUACGACUAAAAGCAAUGCAAUACGCAAAUUUCUCUUGGUCAAAACCAACAAGGAUUUAAUCAUGUCCUGUAAGGAUGAGAUUUCCCGUUUGUUCAGAUAACCCUGAAAUCGUACAUGGAACUAAUGAUUUUUCUCGGCAGAGCUCACUUUCGCCACUUUCGCAAGUUAUAUGCACUGCACCCACUUCACUACCGCGCCUCUCUUGCGUCCUCUGUACAAAUUUUGCUUUAUUGUGCGUUGCCGCAAUUAAAGCAAACACUUCUUUUGGGGCAACCGUGGGAGACUCAGCAGCAGCGGCAGAGAUGGUACUGCGGCAAGAAACAUUGCCUCCACCGCUUCUCUGGAAACCGUAUCCUAUGCAACUCGCCUACAACGAUGAACCGCACCACCUCACACUUGUCAGGAACAACAAUAGAAAGGUUUCAAGCUUGCACAAAUUAUUCUGCACUUACAGAAGUUAAUGAUAGCAUUGAUAUAGGCAAUGGAAAAAAAACACUGGCAAAAAAUUUAGGCUUUCUUCUUGAGGAAUCUUCCAUCCUUAAUGACAAAAGAAGCAAGACUCGAAUGGAGCUCAAGAGGUCUCUUGUAUUCCGAAUAAAGAAGAGGGUAAAGGAGCAAUAUUUGAAUGGUAAAUUUCACGAUCUAAUGCUUAGAGUGAUUGCAAAUCCAGAAACCCUUCAGGAUGCUUACGACUGUAUUAGGCUCAAUGCUAAUGUUGAUAUAGCAUCUGAUGAUGACAAUAUAGCUUUUGAACCUCUUGCAGAAGAGCUCUCUAGUGGGAGUUUUGAUAUCAGCACAAACACUUUCUCUAUUUCAACAAGAGGUGUGAGAAAAGAAAUCCUUGUCCUUCCUAAACUGAAGUUGAAGAUUGUUCAAGAAGCCAUGAGAAUAGUUUUGGAAGUUGUUUAUAGGCCCCAUUUUUCUAAGAUAUCUCAUGGUUGUCGAAGCGGAAGGGGGCACCAUUCAGCAUUGAAAUACAUCAGCAAAGAUAUCUCUAAUCCUGAUUGGUGGUUUACAUUACUUGUUAGUAAAAAGCUGGAUACUUAUGUCCUUGAUAAACUUAUCUCCAUAAUGGAGGAUAAGAUUGAAGACCCUCGCUUUUAUGAUAUGAUUCGAGGCAUGUAUGCUUCCCAGGUGCUCAACAUGGAGUUUGGGGGUUAUCCAAAGGGCCAUGGCCUUCCACAAGAGGGAGUGUUGUCUCCUAUACUAAUGAACAUAUACCUUAAUGACUUUGACCAUGAAUUUUACAGACUUUCAAUGAAAUAUGAAGCUCUUAAUUUGGGUUAUCAUCUUGAAGGAGAGCAGUUCAAUUCCAAGCUGCGCAGCUGGUUUAGGAGACAGCUUAAAGGCAAUGAUCUCAAAACGCUGGCAGUGGAAAAUUCUGGUCCAAGAAUUCAUUGUUGUCGCUUUAUGGAUGAGUUAUUUUUUGCAGUUUCGGGAUCCAAAGAUGUUGCUCUUGGUUUCAAGUCUGAGGUUGUGAGUUACUUGCAGGAUACUUUGCAGUUAAAUGUUUCUGUUGAAACAGAAGUAGUUUCUUGUGCAGAACCUCAAACAAUUCGCUUUUUAGGCACUUUGGUUAGAAGACGCAUGAAGGACAGUGCUGCUGUGAGGGCUGUUCACAAGUUGAAAGACAAAGUCAAGAUAUUUGCUUUACAAAAGCAAGAGGCUUGGGAUGUUGGGACAAUUAGAAUUGGGAAGAAAUGGUUGGCUCAUGGUUUGAGGAAGGUCAAAGAGUCAGAAAUCAAGCAUUUAGCUGAUAGCAGCUCAAGAUUGAGUCAAAUUUCCUGCUUUCGCAAAGCUGGAAUGGAAACUGAUCAUUGGUAUAAGCACUUACUUAAAAUAUGGUUACAUGAUAUUAAUGCAAAAACAGUAGAGUGUGAGGAAUUUAUCUUGUCUAAGUAUGUUGCAGAGCCAGCCCUUCCACAAGAAUUGAGGGAUUCCUUCCAUGAAUUUCAAAAGCGUGCAAAAGAAUACAUUAAUGCUGAGACAGCUACGACUCUUGCUCUUUUGCCAAAUUCCAAUGCAUCCUCUGAAAUCAUAACUGAGAUUGUUGCUCCUGUUAAUUCCAUUAAGAAACGUUUGUUACGAUAUGGAUUGACCACAUCUGAAGGGCACUCCUGUGUGAAUCCUAAACUUAUUUUACAAGAUAAGGCUCAGAUUAUUGAUUGGUUUUCAGGUAUUGCUUACCGUUGGAAUAGGUGGUAUGGUGAUUGUGAAAACUUUGCUGAUAUAGAGCUCCUAAUUAAGAAUCAAGUUUGGAAAUCUUGCAUUCGUACCUUAGCUUCAAAAUAUAGGAUUCAUGAAACUGAAGUGGCGAACCGGUUUGAUUUAGAGCUGAGCAGUAUCUUUUCGAUCCAAGAUAUAGAGCAAGAGGUGGAAAAUGAGGCAUCAGACUUUCUAGCUUUUGAAAAUGAUGAAGCAUUAAUGUACGGAAUUUCUUACAGUGGCAUGUGUUUACUAUCAUUAGCAAGAAUGGUGAGUCUAUCACGACCUUGUAAUUGUUUUGUUAUGGGGUGCUCAGCUGCAGCACCAAGUGUUUAUACUCUUCAUGUGAUGGAAAGACAGAAGUGUCCUGGCUGGAAGACAGGCUUUGCUGCUUGUAUACAUCCCAGUUUGAAUGGAAGGCGAAUUGGGUUGUGUAACCAGCAUUUAAAGGAUCUUUAUGUUGGUCGUAUAUCACUUCAAUCUGUUGAUUUCAGUUCAUGGAAAUGAAGGCUUUUCAUUAUUUUGAAACAUGAAAUAAGCAGAAGAUUCUUGUCUGUUAACGAUUCAGAAGGCAGGGAAGCUCUUCUCAAGUCUUUGAUGUGCUAGUUGCAAAAGAACUAUGUAGCUGUGCCAAAUUUCUAAUGCUUAUGCAGGAAAUAUUCUGCUUUCCACUAUGGCAUUUGGGCCAUUUUUUUGCUGAAACCAUGGAAAGCCUUUUGCAAGUCCAUCUUCAGCCUCUACUUGUGGUGGGUGAGGGGGACACACUUGCUUUUGAAGUUUGGUCCAACACUUCUAUUUGAAACUGUGGUUUAGGUCCUCAAACCUAUGAAGGGGCUGGAAAUUUUAGAUAUCCUCUGUAAAUGUUCCUGGACAAUCUCAUCUUGGAUUUCCCAAGAAACUCAAACGCAUACUGUAUUAUUUAUCCAGGAAUUCAAGAUAAGCCUCUCAAAACUCCAAUCCUACAUUAUUUUGCAUGUUCCUCUUUCUUGAAUUUAUAUUAGGAUGCUGUCAUUACUUCUAUAGGUCAUUUCUGAGUUAAGUUUGUUCUCCAUUUAAAUAUUGAAUGCAAUUCAAGCUUACACUGGCUUGUAUGAAACAAUUACUUAAAUAGACCAGAUCUUUAGUGCAAACCAAGAGAAAGAUGAUGGUAUUCUACUGCUUUGUUUCAUUUGAUGUGAUACGUUUUGAACUCACAACUGCUUCUUCGUAAAUUUUGCAAACAUGAAUAUUUUAAGUUAAAAUGUACAAACAUUAAGGCUUCUACUGGCUACAGGGAUAGUAUCAUUGUGCAACUGUUUUGUAUUGUAGACGUAAUAAGUAAAAAUUUAGCUGAGAAUUAAGAAUUGAAUCUUCCACUUGCUUCUUUGCUGAAUCCAGAACGAGUUCUUUUUAUCCCCACAAAAGAAUAAGUGACAAUGGUAAAUAGAUUUAGACUUCUUUCUCUCUUAGUUUUAGUAAUUUAUUUCUUCAAACAGCAUUUAUCUUAUAUAAUAUAUAUAUAUCUAUUCUUUUCUUUUGCAGUUCAAUCAAGCCAAGUACUUCUCCAAUUUCUCCACUUCCUCCUGGCUUCCGAUGUAGAGUGGAACACGCUGAUGUAUCUGGUGAAAAAGCACCUCAGUUAUUAAUGUAAAAGUGAGGAAUUGAAAGUAUAUUAACUAAAAUAUAAAUUUAAUUGUGCUCACCCCAACUGGUUGAAUAUCAAGUAUUCUCUGAUGGCCAUCUGAACCUUUGCCACCGGCUUGUUCUACUAUAAAGCUCAUUGGUGCACACUCAUACAAGAGCCUCAGCUUCCCAUUCUUGCUCUUCUUGUCUCUAGGAUACCCAUAAAUGCCACCAUAUAGCAAUGUCCGGUGGAAGUCACCAACCAAACUACCAAUGUAUCGGGCAGAGUAGGGCUUGCCGCUAGGACCAGGGUCUUUAAGGUCAUCAAUGUACUUCUUCAACUUAUCAUCCCACAGUCGGUAGUUUCCUUCUUUGAAUGCAUAUAUUUUUCCAGCCUUGGGAAUCUGGAUGUUUUCUUGAGUUAAAACAAAUUCACCAUACAUUGGAUCCAAGGUGAAGGCAAAUACGCCGGUGCCAAUUGUGAUGACAAAAAUCACUGAGCUUGAAUACAUGCAAUAGCCAGAAGCAAGUAAGUUGCUUCCUGGUUGGCACACGUUCACAAUACACCUCUGAUCUGCAUUUUCAAGCUGCAAUCUACCAACUUAUCAAACAGUUGGACAUCAGCUAUGAUCCUAUGAUCUUUUUUUUUUUGUUUGAUAACAGUCACAAUGAAAUGUGUUAACGGCCUAUGAAUUUUCUCUUACAGUGUUAUCGUCACCAAUGUCAGCUAGGCACUCAUCAUUUGGGCUAUAUAUUCCAAAGAUGGAUCCAGUGGACACAGCAGCAUCUAUGUUGGAUGAUCCAUCAAGUGGAUCAAAAACCACAAUGUAGUUUCCGGAGUAACUUUCUUCCACUGCCACUGACCUCAUUAGAGACCACAUCAAGCUUUUUCUGGUCCUCUCCUUGAACAUUAACAGCACCCUGAACUCCAGUUAAGUUAGAAAUGCUGGCUCUCUGCACCAAGGCAGCAAUCUGCUUACAUGCCAUUGAAAUGCUAGAAAGCACAAUAAGGCUGUACUCACAGCCAUGCACUUGAUUCCACCAGCACCACCAUGUUUCUUCUUACAGCAAUUGUUGUUGGGGAAUGAGACAAGAGUUCUGGUAUCAAACAAGUAUGAUUGGAAAGGAGGCGCGGGAAAGAGAUUGUGAGCUUGAGAAGAGGAGCUUAAUUUGUUUGAGAGCAGUGUCUAUUCUUUGGGCUGUGGUGGGUUUUCUGAGGUGGUGGGUAACGAUUUUCCUCAGCCUCUGAGGGACCACUUAUCGUCCCUGUGGACUCUAGUGUCUGUUAUGUGAUCAUGAUUCAUUCAAGGGCAAGUGCCAAUUGCUUGGGUGAGCCUAUCAAAUUACACCCUUGUGGCCCAAUGGCUCUUCGAGGGCUGUGAUGCACAGUGCACAUCACAGUUGGGCCAGCUCAAGUGCUCUUUGUUAGAAAGUGGGUAACUUCAGAACCGCAUAUUCGCACCUUAUUUGCGAGGCUAUGAUCUGUAAGGGAAUGGCAGCGCCCUGCAGGCUUUGAAUAACAUGAGAGGGUCACUUUCGAGAAUGAUUCUGUUGAUACCCCAAUCCGACGGUGGACCUUCGAUAUCACGAGCAAUGGCAGUACAAUAAUUUAAUUAGAUAAAUUAUUUUUAAAAUUGGCCUAUAUUAAAAAAAAAAUAUUAUAAUUUCAAUCGUAAUUAAACAUAACAUUUUAAUUUUUUAUAUCUAAUUGGCCAAAAAGUGUAAAUCACUUUCUAAUACGGAAAAAUAGUUUUAUC